UUUUAUGUGUCUAGAAUGGACGCUCUAAGGAGGCAUUCCCCCGUUGCUGCUGCUCCUGAGGGAACGACUGAGCUCAAGAAAAGUGCAGUAGGCUUUGAAGAAAAGAUUUAUGCUGCUGCUGUCAAUCAGUCAUAUUAUCUGAGAAAGAUUUCCUUGAAAUUGCUCUCCAUGGAGUCUAAGACCGAACAGAAUACUCCAAUGAACCCUUUACCUGGCAUUAACAAAAAUUCUACCGACGCAGGUGUGGUGGGCAAGGCUGGCAACUCGCGUGGAGGUGCGACCUCAGAAGAGACCGCAGCAGCUGCGACGACUAAAGAAGUGGCAUAGAAAGGUAACUCACUACGGCUGGAACAAAUUCUGCAACUUGACAGCAUAUUUUUGCGCUAUUGUUAUGGCCUCCAAUGUCGUCUCAACAAUGGCCGCUUCCAUCUAUUUUGUUAUGGUUAAACUUUCCACUGUCAUCAUUCACUUGAGAUUUUAGUAUUGGUAUUUGAUCUGAAUUUGUUUUUUGUUGUAUGUCUUUUAUUUAGGAUUCGUUUGGGACGGCUUUCGUACUGCUUUUUAAAGCAACUUUUUAAUACAACAAAUAAAUUUUUUAUACUAAAAAAUUGCUUUAAGAAACAGUUAGAAAGCUGUCCCAAACGAAGCCUUAGAUAUUUGUAUGUGAAUGUAGAUAUGUUUGUGCGCUUUCAUUUUGCUAUAUAUAUGGUGUGUACGAGAAUUACCUUUUUCUCGAAUGUAUUUAUCAUCUAAUGAUAUGAAUCAUCUUGUCUGAAGCA
Dendrobium catenatum is the source of this 779-nucleotide messenger RNA. RefSeq names its product mediator of RNA polymerase II transcription subunit 15a. Gene Ontology annotation, biological process: regulation of DNA-templated transcription. Bases 16 to 327 code for a protein of 103 amino acids. The transcript is spliced from 3 exons. NCBI's taxonomy places the organism in Eukaryota, Viridiplantae, Streptophyta, Magnoliopsida, Asparagales, Orchidaceae. Gene Ontology annotation, molecular function: transcription coregulator activity. The record is from RefSeq and is a predicted model, not a curated record.